GGGCUGUUGAGGGAGGAGUAGCUGGGAAGACGGAGGGGGGUGGGGGGGCCUGACGCACCUCCUUCCCCCUUACCUAUUGAGGGGUCCAGGUGACGCCCCCCACCCUGUACUCUCUUGCUGUUGUGAGGCGGUGAAAGUUGCUCCUGUAGGCGUUCCUGACGGGUCCUCGCCCUCCCCUCCUCCCGCCGCGUGUUUGACUCCUCCGUCGUUGCCUGCUGUACCUUCUCCUCCACCUGUGAAGAGAGAAGCACCGUGACUUCUGUGGGUUUGAGCUGCAGGACAAGCGUGGUAAGGUGUGCUCGUCUCUGCCGCACCUCCUCCUCCUGCGCCGCCCGCCACUCCCGCCACGCGCGCGCCUCCGCCCACGUCCACUCCCGCUGCGACCGCUGCGCCUGAGGAACCAAGACGGAGGCACCACGAAGAUUGGAAAAGAAGGUAAAUAAAGAAGAGCGUGUGCCUCAUCCUUGCUCCCCUGCUUCCCCGUGCCCUGCCGCGCCCCUGAGAGGAAUUCCACAAUGUCUCCCUCAGACGGCGUCUCGAGCCCCUGAGACUGAGAGGGCGGCAGCGAGGGGCGCGGCACUGCUGACGAAGGCGAAGGCUGAUACUCCUCGUCCCAAGGCUCCUCUGACGUGAUCUGGAGAGAGGAAUGAAGGCCUGGCUGGGGGCAGCGGCGGCGGUGUCUGGCGUGGGGACGCUGGUGUACCUGCUGGCACGGUCAGGCCGGCGGCGAGACACUGGCCAUCCUGGCACAGCCUCGGGGACACACACUGGCCAUAAAGCCACCAGUGAGGGCAGCGGUGUGUCCAGGGGCCUUCAGGAUACAGGCUUUGAGAAGGACAGCUCCCAUGACCACCUCAAUGGCCACCUGCCCGGCAUGGGUGUCACCAGGGAGGUUGUGAAGCAGAGUGCUACUGAUCCUGCUGAACAAAAUUCACAUGAAAAUCUUUUGUUAUCCACAGACACUUGCACGAGAGAAUUGGCUCUCAAUGUUGCUGAAAAUAAUGCAGAAUGUGUGUCUGUGGCACAGAACAAGGUUGACACAGAAGCAAGCUCAUGUGUGGAGAGUGAAGAGACAACAAAGGAAGUCAGAGUGACAGAAGCUGUGACAGAAAAAACAAGUGACAGUGUUCCCUUGCAACACCCUCAGGAGCAAAACAGUGGUGUGACGGAUCAACAAAAAGACACAGAGACUCAACAAAAAGAUGCAGAGACUCGAGAGGACAGAGCUGAUGAUGUGGUGUUGCCCUGUACUGAUGUAGAAGAAAGUAACACUGUUGCUUCUGGUGAGACUGAAUUGACUAAUGUCACUACAUCAGCUGAUGAAACCAUAUGUAGUGAUACAAAUAUUACAACCUUAUCAGGAACUACUUGUCACUCUGAGCUCACAGAAACUACUGUCAGAGAGGUAUCAGACACACAGCCAAAUAAAGCUUCCUGUGCCAGUGCUGAAUCAGAAAGCUCUCCCACUGCACCUCAACCUGUGGUGGAGGAAUUGUCACAGUGCUUGAUUGUGGAGCCUCAGUGUGAUCCCUCGUGUCAUGAACACAUGCUUGACACCUGCUGUGCAUCAAGCCCCCAGGUCUCCACACUGCCUCCCUCAGAGACCACUGAGGCGUCCCUGACUGAAACUGAAGGAGCAAUACCAGAGACUAAUUUCCCAGCGCUGCAGCAAUACACUCUUGUGCUGAAAUCUGAAGAAGAUAUUUGUAUUUCAGGGAAGCACAUACAUGACUCCUCUCCUACUGACCAGCCUACUGAAGCACCUGCUGGUUGGCCUAAGGAAACUGCUGAAGCAAACAAGGAAGAGCAUGUUAUAACUGUAGAAGGGAGCAAGGAACUGAACUUGUCCACUGAAGUGAACAAGAAAGACCCUGUUACAACUGCAGAAAGGAAUGAGAAAGAUCCUGUUACAACUGCAGAAGUGAACAAGGAAGACCCUGUUACAACUGCAGAAGGGAACGAGAAAGACCCUGUUACUACUACAGAAGGGAACGAGAAAGACCCUGUUACAACUGCAGAAGGGAACGAGAAAGAGCCUGUUACAACUACUGAAGUGAACAAAAAAGAACCUGUUACAACUGCUGAAGUGAACAAGGAAGACCCUGUUACAACUGCAGAAGGGAAUGAGAAAGACCCUGUUACAACUAUAGAAGGGAACGAAGAAGACCCUGUUACAACUGCUGAAGUGAACAGGGAAGAGCCUGUUACAACGGCCGAAAUAAACAAAGAAGACCCCGUUACAACUGCAGAAGUGAACAAGGAAGACCCUGUUACAACUGCAGAAGGGAAUGAGAAAGACCCUGUUACAACUAUAGAAGGGAACAAAGAAGACCCUGUUACAACUGCUGAAGUGAACAAGGAAGACCCUGUUAUAACUACAGAAGUGAACAAGGAAGAUCCUGUUACUUGUACUGUGGUCACUGAGCAGACAGAUGUAGUGGACCUUAACCAGCCUUCAGUGAAUCCAUGUACACCCAUUGAGGAGAAGUGUACCUUGAAGGAGAGUGUAUUAGUGUCUUGUGAAGGUAUUGGUGAUGAGAGGAAAGAGAUUGGUGCUAAUUCAGAGGCAGCAGCAGGGGAAACUAAUAACACAGUGGGCAGUACACCUCAGAAACCCAGCAGGAAAGUGGAAUGCUCAGUAGAGACUCAGAUUAUAGUAACACCAGCUCAGGGAGAAGGAUUAACAGACAGUAAGGAAGAAGAAAACCAAAACCAAGACAGUGUUACCAAGCAAGAGGGAGAAACUGAGAAGAAAGUGCAGGAUAGCAGUAAGGAGGACAAGCAGGAGAAACUGGAACAAAGUGGCGACAAAGUUAACUUGAAGCAAGAGCAGGACACCAGUAAGCGAGAUAAAGUAACCAAGGAGGAAGUAGUAACCACAGAGCAGGAAAAGAGCAAUACUAAGGAAAAAAUAACAAGGAAAGAGGAAGAGAACAUCAUUAUCCAAGAAAAGACAAAGAAGCAGAAGCAGACUAGCAAUGUGAAGGAAGUAGCUAAAGAACAAAAGCUCAGUAACAAGAAGCAGGAAUCACCCAAGGAACAGAGACAGAGUAGCAGGAAGCAGGAAGCAGGCAAGGAACAGCGGCAGAGUAGCAGGAGACAGGAGGCACCCAAGGAACAGAGACAGGGCAACAGGAGGCAGGAACAGAGUGAUAAGCAGGAAAAAUCAAAGAAACAGGAGGAGACUGGAAGUAAAGAGGAUAGAAGCGGCAGUCAAGAGAGCACAAAGAGACGGGAACAGAGUGUGGAGAAGCAAGAUGUUCAGGUGUCAGAUAAGAGUGUGAAAGAAUUGGUGAUGGAGGAGCAGAUUGUGACCCUCUCCACGAAGGGCGACGGGGGCAAGAAGGGCAGCGUGAGGAGCCGCGGGGACUCUGCCUCUGCCGAUCUGGACUGUGACCUUGGCUCAGAGCAGGACAACAUGAACUGUGACUCCUCCAGUCUGAAAAUGUGUACUAUGUCACCACAGAAGUCAAUGGACAGUGGGCAGGGAAGCAGUGAGAUUGAACCAGAGACUCUGUUUGGCCCAGCAAACUUCCCCGUCUCAAAUCAAGAACAGUACAUCUUUUACGACUUUGAGAUUCCACAGAUGCUGGUGGGUCGUCUCAUCGGGAGGAAGGGAGCAUUCAUCAACAAGAUCAAGGCGACAACAGAUGCAACUGUCAUUGUUCAUCCUCACAAGAACCGGAAGUUGAAGCUGUGUUCUGUUGAAGGCACCAAGCAUCAAGUGAAUGCGGCGCUGGAGAUGAUCCGUAAACACUUCCCGGAGAGCCAGUACCCGGACAUCACGUUGCAGCAGGUGUCCAGCCAGCCACAGGCACAGCCACAGGUGCAGCCGCAGGUCAACGCGCAGAGCAUGCAGAUUGAGUUAACAGCUGGUGUGGUGGUGGAGGUGCGGGUGAGUGCGGUGGUGAGUGGCGGUGAGCUGUGGGUGCAGCAGCCCCUGCAUCCCUCCUACUCUGCCCUCCAUCGCCUGCAGACCUGCAUGAACCUCAAUUAUGGGGACGGCUCCAACACGCCACCCCUGCCCGGCCCCAUCAGUGACGGCACAGUGUGCGUGGCGCACAUCAAUGACCACUGGAUGCGCUGUCAGGUGCUCAGCUCCAUCAACGCCAUGUCUGUCGUGCUGCUGCUGGAUAUCGGUGGCACGGUCACAGUUCCGUCCUCCUCCCUGAGGCAGAUCCGAUACGACUACAUGACACUGCCAUUCCAGGCCAGCCAGUGCUUCCUCCAUGGGGUGCAGCCAGUCUCAGGUGACAUGUGGAGUGAUGCCGCCUCUGCAGCGAUGGAGGAGUGGGCGAGUGGAGUGAUCCUGUUUGCGGUGGUGGUGUCCUAUACUGAAGAUUAUGUUCCCUUGAUAAACCUUUACCGGCGGGACCAGGAUCAAUUUGUGCUGUUAAACAAAAAGCUGGUUGAAUUGGAUCUUGCACAAUGGAUCUCUCCACAGCACUCCAGUUGAAAGCUGGAAUAAGCGAAUAGAUAUAGCGAACCAUUGACGCGAAUUGUGCGACCUGUGAGUGAUGCUUCCCGGCUAAAAAAUAGUGAGUAAUGGAAGCCCUUGCAUGAGUAUGAAUAGUCUCAAUAAUGUUCUUGUAGUGCAGGAGUUCUAAAUCAUCACUGGGAUAAAAUUACCAUUAGUUCAUACUUGUAAAAUAUUGAGUUCAUUACAGCCUAUACACUUUAUGCCAUAUGUAAAAUUUAAACAAGACAAUAGCCAGUUUUAGUUUACAGUUUUCUUGUAAAUAAUGUAAAAUAAUUAUUUUUGGAUGUUUUUUUUUUUUUUUUUUUUUUUUGUUUUUUUUUUUUUUGUAAUGCCGCGCUGUUCGGAGUAACAAUGAUGCAUACAGAGAAGGUAGAUUUCUCCAUAGACUUUUUAUCUUUUAUAAGCAGAUAAUUUUAAUUAUAAAUUUUGGCUGUGACAGUAUAUUGCUUUUAUUUCUAAGGCUGCAUCUGUGUGCUAGAAUUGUAUGUUUUGAUCAGACCCUACACAGCUAUUGCUUCUUCAUAGCUUUAUGAUUUGUACCUGUGAGGUCACGGUAGGAGUAAGGCAGUUCAUAUUGUGGUGUAGUGUGUAGCAUAGCAGACACAAGGGAAGGACAAGGCUACCUGUAGAUUAGACACCCUUAAUGUAAGUCCUUGGGGCUCUGGGAAGAAUAAUUAUAAGUUUAGUGUUUUGUGUUAUGGUACAUUUUGUUUUGUAUCUAUUUAUGUGUCCCCGUGAUUGCACAACAUACACUGAUACCACAGGCUGCCACCGGUAGUGUGUUGUGUACCAGGCCUUUGUACCCCUUUGUCAUGGGGGAGGGCUGAGACUGGACACACACACACACACACACACACACACACACACACACACACACACACAAAGAGAAACUGGAUAAAUAUGGUUAUGGAGACAGGAUGAAAUGAACUUUGGCUCAUUUCCUGUAUAAUACAACUAGGUAAACACACACACACACAUUCUUCAACCAGUUUAAAGAUUUUACCUCAGCCCUUUGGCAUCCAUGGAAGAAAUUACACAUCCUCCCUCAUCAUAGUAUGCCUUCUACUACUGGAUCCAUUUCUCUCCCCCCCUUCCCCCCCAACUCUCUCUCUCUCUCUCUCUCUCUCUCUCUCUCUCUCUCUCUCUCUCUCUCUCUCUCUCUCUCUCUCUCUCUCUCUCUCUCUCUCUCUCUCUCUCUCUCUCCACAGAUCCACAGUAUGUUUACAGACCACAGUCAUUCACUACAGCCCUUAAUGUGAAGAUGUUUCACCGUUAUGACUACCUUUUACUAUCUCAUUUUUAAUAUCAGCAAUCACCAUACACUUCCACAGCCACACUAAAGAUACAUUAGACAGUAAAAAGAUAAAGUUACAGUCAAAGCCAAAAAAAAUAAAAAGUUAAAAAGACAAAAAAACUGGCAGCUCACGGCAGUGGGCCACACAUUUCACUCACAGAUGGGAAACAAUUAAGGAAUGCCAUCUCUGUUUUCAGUUUGUGAAGGAAAAUAUUUGGCAUUGGACUUAAACUCUUCCAUAUUUAUGUCUAGAGACAAUGUUGCAAAAUAUAAAGCAAAUAUAUAUACCUUGUGCUUAAGUUUUUUUUUGAUGAGAGGUGAAAACAUGCUUGUUGUGACAAGAACGGAUAAUUUUCGCCUCUCCUUUGUUUGGAGUUGUGGUCAGUAUGAUGAGAAGGUUUAAUUUCCUUGAGUGAAUUUAUGACAUUAAUCUCAUAUCCCUUUUUACUGUUUGAUAUUUAUAGUGUAAAAAAUUUGUCAUUCAUAUUUUGUCAACAUUUCACUUUUUUUUUUUAUAAUUAAAUGACAUUAAUUAUUAAAAUGCAGGUUGAAUUUCAGUUAUAUGAAGCUGGAAAAAGCUGCUGAAUGCUUGUAUAGCAAGUAGAAAAGCAAAGAACAUUGUGUUUCAAGUAAACAUAAUAUUGAAUAUACUAUAAAGCCCAGUCUGCACAAGUGAGCUGUUUGCCUAGUGAUGUUUGAGCACACAGGCAAAUGAGGGCAGUGCUCUUGCUGAUGGCAGUACUGUGCUGUGCCACCAGAUUGGCAAGCUCUGUUGGGUCGUGGCCAGACAUUCAAAGUUUCUCGUGGAAGCAAAGGGCUGUGCAUGAUACUAUUAAUAAUAGUGAUCCAGCAAAAAAGUUUGCCUCACUGCCUAGACAACAUUUUCUUCAUUUAAUAGAACUUAAUAAAAAUCAAUAGAUAAAAAAAAUCAAUAAAACCAAAUCUUUAUUUUUAUAUUUAUCUUAAAAACUUUAAAAAAAUCUUAGAAAAAAAUUUAAAUUGAUUUUAAAAGUUUAAAACUUCAACAUGCUCGUGUUCCAAAAAAACUAAAAUUAUUGAUUAUCAUUAGUUUUGAACCAAAAUUAUCGGCAAUACCAAUGAAUUGAUAAAGUGGAAAAAAAUAAUUAUCAGAUAAAUGAUAACACCCACCUUUGACAAAGACUGCCUCCACUGACUCCUGCUCAUUUGUGGCUGGCCCAGACCAUUCACUUGAUAACAAAGCAAUUGUGCUGGUACAUACUCUGCCUGCUGGCCAGCACUGCCCAUUGGUCUGUGCUUCAUUGUGUGGAUGGGGCUGAAGGAACACACUGCUUCCAGAAUAAUAAAUACCACAGCUACCACAUUAAACCUUGUUACAUUGUUGCCUGGUUGGUCCAUGCUUAACUUACUGAGGUAUUGUAAAUUGAGUGGUUAUACCUCAAGCUACUGUGAUGUCAUGCAGUUUGUCCUUCCUGUAGGAUUAAAACAAUGACUAACAUUAGCAGAAGGGGUCAUGCCAGCCUUUGUUUCAAACUGUACUGUUUUCACUCACACACAUCAUGAACCUAUAGUGCAAAGACCACACUGCCAAAAAUCCAAAGUUUUUGCCACAUUGUCAGGCUAUGUUGGCUCGGGUCAAGGUCAUUAUUAUCAUUUUUACGUGGAAGAAAAUGCAUCUUGUAUAACAUAAAAAAUCUGAGGUACAGUAAUCCAAGUUCACUUUACAAGACACAGCAAGGCAAGUUUUACUGAUAAAUGAUCACCAGGUAUCAAGUUUCAAGAUUUCAUGCUGUUGAAGCAAUAACUAUCUCAUCUCACUAUAGGGGUAAAUGAGUAAAUACACAGAGGAGGUUCCCAGCCUCUCUCUCAGUUCUCUUUUAGUUGCCUUGCAUGAUGGGCAGGAAAUACAGUGGCAGUGUUCUUCCAGCGUGGCUGCAGAGCUGUGUGAUAGGCCGUCCCCUUUGUAGAUUUCUGCAAAAAGGAGUUUGAGAUUAAGGUGAUGAGCACAGCCAUGUGUGGUUAACUAGACUGCAGUCCCUUUGGAGUUUUAUGAUGGAUGACAGACUUAUUUUUGAUUUGUUGCAAAGCUGUGCUAAGUCAUGGUUCAGCUUGCAUGCAUUACACAGCUUCUUAGACUUACAUAGCCAUGGACAAGUGUGUGUGUGUGUGUGUGUGUGUGUGUGUGUGUGUGUGUGUGUGUGUGUGUGUUUGUGUGUGUGUGUGUGUGUGUGUGUGUGUGUGUGUGUGUGUGUGUGUGUGUGUGUGUGUGUGUGUGUGUGUGUGUGUGUUUGAAAAGUCAUCUCUUGUUGUUCUGUCUUUCUUUGGCUGACUGACUGAGGAAAAUUUACUGACUAAUGUAAUUUGGUGUUUUCAGUGGAUGUAAUUACUGAUAUUUAUUGUUGUCAACAAAUUUAACUACAAAUAAUAAGUCACUAUUUAUCAUACAACUUUUGUCUAAUUCAGGCUGUACCCAUUUUGUAAAUAGUUGUAUGGUAUUCAAUUAACUUGGUUUAUUUGUUAUUUUGAAGUGUUUCUUCCAAUGUUCUAACAGUAGAUAGGUGCAGUUUUGAGCUGCUAUUUGCUUCAUCAUAUGUUAAGCUGUAUAUGUGUACAUAUAGAUAGAUAUUUUUGUAUGGCAGAAAUGAACAUUUUAUGGAUAUUAUCUAUUACCAUGUCAUGAAUGGUGUCAGGCCACUCCACAGUACACUAAACAUUGAACCUUCAUUGUGCACUGCUAGAUAAGUUGCUGGAGAGAGUGGUGUCCUGGAGUGUUGUGUUUGCCUCCCAGUGUUGUGAGCCACCUGUAAAAUGUUUGGUAUCUUACGGUGCCAAACAUUACACACUACACCAUAUAGUAAUAAUUUCAAGUAUGACAAGCUGGCAAUAGUGUAAUCCUUUACAAGUAUUGCAUCCUCAGUCAGGGACAAGUACACAUUUCUUUAGUCAGUUGAUGUCCAGUCGGUGACUCUCUCUCUCUCUCUCUCUCUCUCUCUCUCUCUCUCUCUCUCUCUCUCUCUCUCUCUCUCUCUCUCUCUCUCUCUCUCUCUCUCUCUCUCUCUCUCUCUCUCUCUCUCUCUCUCUCUCUCUCUCUCUCUCUCUCUCUCUCUCUCAGUAUUGUAGGAUAUUGUGUGAAUAAUUUUUCUAUAAUUUAUUUGUUCGUGUUAAUUGUGUAGCGUAAUCUCAGUGGGGCAGAGCAGAUUUGUUGCACUGUCGUCUCACUCACAUGAGUGGCUUUGGCUGUUCGAGCUAUUGCUCUGGAGGGUGCAAUGUUAGGACCUCCAUUGGCCCCCAAAAAUACCUAUUCAUGUUGUAAACAAGUUCUUUCUCCUGGCUGUGAAGAACACAUGAGUGCUUGUGAGUUGCUUCCAUUGUGGGAGUGACCCCUGAGAGGCUGAGCCACCCAUCUCUCUGGCUUGAGUCACCUGACCUUAUUGAUAAACACCUUGGGUGCUUGACCUACAUGAUAACGCUACAAAGCUGUGUUGUCAAAUGUUGUGAUACUUAUGUAAAACCCAGACUAUUUAUUAUCCUAAAACUCAAAUAAUUCAUAGCACUGCAUGAUUUGAUGAGCUGAAUAAUCCAUACUUAACACUUGAAUUUCAAUGAAAAAGUUAAAAGAACUGAUAUAUUUAAGAGAAAUUGUGUGAUGUAGCAGAGUAACCAACAGGGCUCUGCCAAUGCCCAAACGUUCUUCUGACAGUAAAAAGAGUAUAGAUAUCUGGCCAUGCAUGUACAGAUAAGGUUCUUUUGGCUCUCAGUAAUGCUCUUAAAGGGUUGAAAUGACAAGCAUUAGAGCAAGUGAUGCACUACUGAAUUGUAGCAAACAGUGUUCUGAGGCUUCUUAUGGUAAGUAAGCCAGCAGUUACUGAUGUUAUAGCAUACUGGACAGUUCAUGCACCACUACACCCUCUCCUGGUAUUCCUUCUGCAGUGUUUUGAAUCUGUAUACCAGGCUGGCAUCCCAUACAGGAGAUUGCCAAAUCAAAAACUUUCAUACUCAAGACAAAAUGUUUGAUGUACCAGAAUGGAGUUAUGCAAUUAAGUCAAGUAGACAUUUACUGUACUUGCUUUCUUCAUUUUCUUGGAUGAUUGUGAGUUUUCUCUUGCAUUAUGUUUAGGAAAGUUUAUCCCAUUACUGAGUUUUUGUUAUUAUAAUGAUUAGGGUUUGGCAGUGACUUUAGUACAAGAUUUUUUUCUUAUUUAUAUAACUAUUUUUUAGAAGAAAGUUGAGUAUCUUCCUCAGGAUUGAAUUUUAGUGCAGGUUUAUUCAUGUGUAGACAGGAUCAUGCACUCCAGUGAAAGGAAGGUGGAGGUGAAUGUGCCUUUGCGCAAUACCACAGAAAUGAAGGAAAGAUUAGUAAUGUUUUUGCAGCUACAGACACAGGUUUUCCCUUUGUACGUGACUCUUCCAGGCCUUAAGAACUUGUAUUCACUUCUCUUAUCUUUCUGACAUGAACAGAUUAUCUUGAAGUGUUCAUUUCUUUUAUUUUGAAUUUGAAUAGUGUUCAUUUCUUUUAUCUUUCUGACAUGAACAGAUUAUCUUGAAGUGUUCAUUUCUCUUAUUUUAAAUCUGAAUAGUGUUCAUUUCUCUUAUCUUUCUGACAUGAACAGAUUAUCUUGAAGUGUUCAUUUCCCUAUUUUGGAUUUUAGUGUUCAUUUCUCUAUUUUGGAUCAUAAAGUCUAAUCUCAAAAAUGUUAUUUGUCUGCUUAUUCUGACUUCUAAACUUCAUGGUACUAUUAAUAUUUUCACUAUUUCGGACUUUAAAUACCAAGUGUGUGUUUGUCAGGUUUAGAAUCUCCAAAAUCAAACAAGUUCUAACCUCAGGAUGAACACAACCACAAUGUCUCCUAGGUAUUCAAGAGGCUGUCUGAAGCAUAGCCCUUGUGAAUUCUGGGGAACCAUUGCACAUGAAAUUGUAAGUGAUUCAAGCCCUUUCUGUAUUUGGCAUGUGUGCACUCCACUGUGGUGAUCCAAAGUACAAUGUAUGUGUUAUUUUCAGAAUAUGUACAUAGUUAUUUUGAGAUAUACAAACUGUGCUGUAGGAUACAUAGGUCUUGAUGUUUGGUGGUUGGUGGAUAGGAAAGAAGCUGUAUUCACAGAGUGAGUCUACCACACUUGUGCCAGGUGACCACAUUUGUGCCAGGUAUUGUGGAAUCAUCUUGUGACCUCCAAACUCCACUGGCUUAUCUAUGAUUGUGAGUCGACAUCCUUAUUUAUGACCUGUUGAAGAAAAGGUGUUACAAGAUUUACCAAAGAAAGGGAUUAUUUACAAAACCUGUUAAAAAAAAAAAUGUGUAAGAAAAAUGUUACAAGAUCUCAUGAAAAAAUAUGUUUGUAUCAGUGUUGUUCUUUACAUUAAUUCUAGACCAUGUUGUAAUCUUUCUGGGGAUGUGUUGUGCCUGAAGGUUCUGUUCACCAGCUUUGUAUUGUGUGUUCCUUGCUUAAAACAUUUUCUCAGGUGAUGCCAGCCAGAUAUUUCUCAUCCAGGUUCUCAGGGAGGUGCAUGUGUGUCUGUACCUUGACUCCCACAUGUAGAGGUUCAUUGCUAAUGUGUACAGUACAGUUUAUACUGAGGACUGUAUUCUCAAAUGUUUCAGCAUCUUAUCUAGACUUCUUUUAACAGGCUGUAGUGGAAGUCCUAGGGGUUUUUAAGAUGUUUUCCAUGAUUAUACAUUCAAAAUGGAUACUACAUUAUCAGUAGGAAAAUAGUACUAUGAGAACCCAACUAAUCAUGUGUGGCCUCUGAAAUUAGUCCUUGAGAGAGAAGAAAACACUUAAGAAUACAAUCCUGAAUCACCGGUAAGCAUGAUCCACUAACCUGCAAUAGUCAUAUACAUUCACCUGCUGAGUAAAUAAACCUUGCAGGAAGGAAUUUGACACAUUUGGGAUGCUUGCCUGAUAAUUCAUUGGAGUGUUAUGUGAAGUCCUAUUGAUUGGAUUACCUCAGAGCAUGUUGCCAUUCAGACAGCUGCAGCAUGGAUGGCAGGACUUGUGUGCUACAUGUGAGAAAAAAAAAGGGUAGCAUCCAUUGACUGUGCAAUGCCGGAGGUAUUGGUUGGCAUCAGUGAUGCAGGGAGUGGAGCUGUUGUAGUGCUGGAGACUCCUGCAAUACAAAGUUCACAAUCAAAUUAUUUAUCCUUAACAUUUGACAUACAAUGAGGUAAUCCAAAAGCAAUGUAAACAGUGAAAUUUUCUUAUUCUGGUCCUAAGGAAAAGGUGGCUACACUUUCUGAGUUGUGUUUGAAGUGUAGCUUUAAGAGUUUUAAUAUGUUCCAGCAGCACCCUUAAGUAUUGAAGACUGAUUAUUUUUUUCAGUUAUUUUGGAUAUAAAGUAACCAUAUCAUUUGGUUCUCAAGAUUUAGUUUGCUUUUCAUUGUUGUACAUGGAUAACAGAAGAGUAACAUAACACACUCACCUCCACUGUGUCUUGCAUAGUCCUCUGAUCAGUAAGUCUAUCGAGUGUCAGGUUUUGCUAAGAGACUGCACGAUAAGAGAACAUGACCCUUUUACUACUCAGCAAUUUUUUCCAUAGUCACCUAUAACUAUAUAUGUACUACAACUAAGGAUGCAUGUAACCAGCUGUGCUAUGCCCAAGUUCCUGGCAUACAGCAAGAUGGUCCAGGAAACUAGUGAGCAUAAGGCUUUGUCUGAGCCAUCCUGUGUUGGAUAGCUAGCCUGGUAUAUAGAUAGAUUUAUGUACUAACAGUCUCCAUAAGCUCUGUACCAUAAAAGAUAAAAUUAACCUAACAUUCUUUCCUUUCAGUAUCCAUACAAAUAAUUUCUUAGCAUUGUGAGUGUAAACAAAGGCUGGCCAUGGAUGUAAGGUGGUUAAGAUGAGAGAAAGCAAAGCGCAGUGGAGAUGAGUGGGGGGUUACUCUGUGGCCACCAGUGUACAAAGACAACCCGUGUGGUGAUGACACUAUGCAAGCUGCUGUGGUGUGUGUGUUGCGUCCACCUUGGGCUGAGAGGCGGCUGUCAGUGGGUGAGCAGUGGUUGUAUCCUGUGUUCUUAAUUAGGUAUAUUGUUAUCCUAAGUGUGCAGCCUGAAUUAGGGUAAGCAAAAUUUAAAGGUGAUAUGUAUGUUCUGUAUGUAUGUAUGUACGUACGUAUGUAUGGUAAACCAGUAUUUUAUAUGAAGUGAAAAAAUAAAUGUCUGCAAAAAAAGCA
Scylla paramamosain (green mud crab) is the source of this 12919-nucleotide messenger RNA. RefSeq lists its product as uncharacterized. Bases 647 to 4456 code for a protein of 1269 amino acids. Gene Ontology annotation, molecular function: RNA binding. The record is from RefSeq and is a predicted model, not a curated record. The transcript has 12 exons. Lineage: Eukaryota; Metazoa; Arthropoda; Malacostraca; Decapoda; Portunidae.